GCACGCGCAGAGCAAAACACCAGCCACCCGAUCGAACCGUGAUCAUUUGAGUGUUUGGAGCUGUUAGAGUCACUUGCAUCUGCGCAGUGUAGCGUCGCAGACACGGCUGCCAUAGUACACCGCCCGAUCGACGCAACCAUCGCAAUCCACGAGCCCCAGGAAAGCCUCCGGAACAGGAAUCAGCAAUCAAUCCAGCCGUACAGCAGCCACCAACAGCAGCUGAUCGCGAUGAAGCCGUUUCACAGCUGGAGCAGUGCGGUGACGAUCCUCACCCUCGCCCUGUGCGCCGGUGUGGCGCUCGCCGCCCCGAACGUGCGCGUCAAGCGCGGCGACGAGGUGGAAGUCAUCGCGGACGCCGAAUCCGCCGUCAACCCGCUAGCGUCCCAGGAUGCGGUAGCCAUCGGCGACGACCUUGACCGUGACAAGCGCAAAGUUCCCGACCCGAAGUACGAGACCAAGAACGCCAUCCUAGGAUUCGUGUUUGGAAAAAUCAACUCGUUCAUCGACGCGAAGACGCGCUUCAUUGACAAGCUGGACCACGCGAACAUUGAGAAGAACAAGCAGCACCACAUCGAGCCGCCGAAGCCGGUGCCCGACUUCCAGUCGCUGAUCUCGUCCGUCAUCACGCCGAAGGUGCAGUUCAUCACGUCCAAGAUCGGUUCGCUCAGCGGCAGCUUCCUGGGCGGCUCGUCCGGCGGCCACGGCAGCGACGACGACCAUCACGGCAACGGCGGCGGUGGCGGUGCGCCCCAGCUCGGCAACAUCGUCUCGUCGCUGCUGAAGCUGUCCGGGCCGAUCCUGUCCGGUUCGUCCGGCUCGCAGCACGGUGGCUCCAAUACGGUUUCGCUAGGCGAUCACGACGAUGACGAGUAGGCGCCCCGUCGUUGCGCCCAGGAGCUCCACCGGUCUGCGAGGAGGUGUCCCGGCUAGGCCCGGUCGUGUCGUGGUGACCGCUAGCGGUGCCCACGACGAGAAGCGAUAACGGGCUGGGCGUCCCGAUUAAAACACUCAUUACUGCAAACGGGGCAACCGGGACGCUUGCGAACACAAGCUGUUCAGAUAUUCGCAGACACACAUUCAUUCAUCCCCUUGAUUGCUCAUUCAUUCACAAACACACACACACACACAUACAUACACAUACGUUGAACGUAACGUAUGUUAGGAUAUCGGAAUUGAUGCUUUUAUUUAAUUUGAUCGCCAAAUGCAACAGGAACGGCUGUUGUUGUUUUGUUUUGUUUGUUAGCAAAGCCGGCAUGAAGCUUAGCAAAAGGAGUCAAGAGGAGGAGAUUAAAAAAAAUCGAAGAGGGAUCAGAAAUGGGAUUUAAAAACAUAAUGCAUUCUUCAUACUUCUACUCACAUCUGUUGUCUUUCUACCCACUUUCUUUUACACAGUCUAUGAAUUCUCUCUCUCUCUCUCUCUCUCUCUCUCUCUCUCUCUCUCUCUCUUACUACUCUGUUCUUUCGCCACUAACAAAACAGCUUUUACUUUCUUCGCCCUAUCCCACUGUUGACAUUAGUUAUUCGUGGUUAUUAGUUUUUAUAGCCUGGUUAUUAUUCAAAGUUAUUCAAAUUCUACUGACUUUGCUACUGAAUUGUUUUGCGAGAAAAGAUCGAGUGAGAUACAGAAAGAGAGAAAAAGUGCUAGAAACAUCAAUAGUAACAAGGGAAUUAAUUGUAGUUUGAGGUUAGGAACAUGCGCAUCAUCCUCCCAUAGGUACAGUCCAGAUCCAGUGCUGUGCAUAAGCAUAACAGUGGUGUGUCCGGAAAAUAAUUACAGUUUGUUUUAAGAUAAGCCCAUAAUAUUUACAUUUGCAAAGCAAGCUUUUGCAGCUCAUCAAGCCUCACACAUUCACACACACACACAGACGCAACAUAUACAUGCAGGAAUCAUUUUCCAUCCCGUUUGUUUGAGCUUAAGAUGGUAAGGCGUCUUUUUACUGACGCAACGAAAAGUGUCAUUUGAGCCAAUCACUGGUUUAAGCACUGGAAAUCGCAAUUGUGCAGUUGUUUGUAUUUUUCGUUUUUUUUUUUUUUGUAAUCGGUUCCUUCAAAACAGUUCCUUCCCUUCUACUGCCUACGAAGAGAGUGCCGUUGUAGGUUGAAUAAAUGCGGCUUUUGAUUUGUGGUACGGUAGCGUCUAAACACACUAAAUGCUCGUUCCCAGCGUAAGGUUCGUCGCUUGUGGGGCACAAUGGGUGAAAGAGCGCUUGUAUUUCUUACUCUCUAUUUAAAACGAUUGGUUGUGGUAGGGUUUCUAGGCAAGCAAACGAAAAUGAAAAAAAAAAACAAAAAAACAAAAGUAAGAUGCAAGAGAAUGAAGUAAGAAGGAGCAAGCCUAAAGCAAGCAAUAGCUAAGCACAAAACACAUGCAACUAGUACGCUAGCGAAAAAUAGAACUACCAACGAAUCUUCGAGGCACAGUGCAGAAGAACUCCAGCUCAGUCAGUCACCAUUUUACAAAAAACCAACAUCGAAAGUAACCAUACGUACGGGCUCUAGUAUGUCUCAUUUUCUUCUAUGUGUAAAUAAUGGAUUAAUAAAAUGCAAAUCUUAUUCACAAAUCUA
Messenger RNA from Anopheles gambiae (African malaria mosquito), 2565 nucleotides. RefSeq lists its product as uncharacterized. The transcript is spliced from 4 exons. NCBI's taxonomy places the organism in Eukaryota, Metazoa, Arthropoda, Insecta, Diptera, Culicidae. The coding region runs from base 229 to 873 and encodes 214 amino acids. The record is from RefSeq and is a predicted model, not a curated record.